AUGGUGCAUGCAUUCACUUGCAUGGGUCUAACUGAGACCCAAUACCGCAGUUUCAGUAAGGCAGCUGGGAUGGGUUCUGUCAUGGACAAGACUGUUGAUACAAGUGUGUGGUUACCAUUGUUUUUUUUUUUUUUAAACCAAGUUAUGUACUCGAGAAUUUCGAUGUGUUGCUUUUCGCAUUUCUUGUGCAGUUGAAAGAAAGCCAUUUCCAGAUAUCUUGAUUUAACAGAAUAACAUGGAAUAGAUUGACCUACACAUGAAUGUCUUAUUACACUCCGUAGUUUACAAGGAUAGUGGUUUUGGCUACAUUGGAAUAGUGCGUGAUCUGGCCAAAAAGUCUAUGGAAGAUGCAAGAAGGGAAGUGGAAGUAACCGCAUAUUAUACUGCAAAUGGGGAUGUAAGUAAACUUACCCAUAGAAAUCAAAGAGAUAACAACACAGCUUAAUAGUUAGCGUUGUUAAUAAUAGUAGCAUAUUUUUCCAACCAAGGUGUGUACAUCACAGUUGCAUAUUAGCAGUUUUAUCUCACGUAUUUUAAUUUUUAGUCUUCUUAUUCGUGAAUUUGUUUUCAGUGUAUCAUCACCAAUGCUAGACAUGACUCUAGUCGGGCAGCGAUGCAUUGCACUGUUUCAGCCAUUUCCAUGAGGUAUACGUAUGGUGAGGAUUCUCCUUUUAUGCCUUUUUUUCUGUAAAAAAGCUGUGGACUAUGCUGCUUUUGAAUCGUGUUGUGGUCAUUAUAUUUUCAUGACCAAGUAAAAAAAAAUGAAAAUAAACAGUAUUUUCUUUUUUAUGUCCAGCAACAAGAAAAUAAUUUCUGUUUGCAACCGGAGCAGGGCUGAUGAAAGGAGUGCGCCAUCCAGGGAAGUUCCUAUGACAAAGGAAAUGAUAACAAACCUCACAGGAGUUCUAGGUACGUGUAAAUGAUUAUCAAAAGACUCUGUUGAUUGUCCAAGGAAAUGAAAAGUUAUCUGUUCAUUAUUAUUAUUAUUAUUAUUAUUAAUAUUAUUAUUAUUAUUAUUAUUCUCAUAGCUCACAAUGUGACUGAGGUGGCCCAUAAUUGUGUUGUUGCACUCAAAAAUUGA
Molecule: messenger RNA, 1081 nt
Organism: Porites lobata
Lineage: Eukaryota; Metazoa; Cnidaria; Anthozoa; Scleractinia; Poritidae
Source: the annotation of a GenBank genome assembly